Staurois parvus is the source of this 429-nucleotide messenger RNA. The record is from the annotation of a GenBank genome assembly. NCBI's taxonomy places the organism in Eukaryota, Metazoa, Chordata, Amphibia, Anura, Ranidae.
AUGCCUUUCAGUGCUUCCGAUAAGCAUGACAUUGGCCACAUCUGGGAAAAGGUUGCUCCAAAUGUGGACAGCCUUGGGGAAGAGGCCAUGGAGAGACUUUUCAAAUGUCACCCAAAAACGAAAACAUACUUCAGUCAUUUAAAUGUGCAGCACGGAUCUGCUGAUAUCAAGAGUCAAGGAAGCAAGGUUCUUAAAGCCAUUGGACAUGCAAGCCAACAUCUGGACAAUCUGGACGAAGCUCUGAGCGACCUGAGUGAUCUGCAUGCCCAUGAGCUGAGGGUGGAUCCAGGAAACUUUCAUCUACUCUGCCACAACAUCCUAGUGGUCCUGGCUAUCCAUUUCCCAAAGGAUUUUACAGCACAUGCUCAUGCUGCAUGGGACAAGUUCCUGGCUUGCAUCUCUGAGACUUUGUACUCCAAGUACAGAUAA